AUGUCUCCAACACCAAGCAAAGACAAAGAUCUUUCUCAGGUUUUCUAUCUCUCUCGUCAAAACAACGAAAGAAAUUGAAAACAGAGAGAGAGAGAGAGAUAUAAAUGGCUCUUAAGACAUUGCAAGCUCUGAUCUUUCUUGGUGUAUUUGUCACCUCAUGUCUCGCUCAAGCUCCGGCUCCGGCUCCAGCACCCAUCACGCUUCUCCCGCCGGUAGAGUCUCCUUCUCCUGUUAUUACACCAACUGCGCAGCCACCGUCUCCAGUUGCUUCACCACCGGUUCCAGUUGCUUCACCACCGGUUCCAGUCAAUGAACCCACUCCGGUUCCAACAACUCCACCCACCGUCUCACCACCGACCAUAUCUCCCACAACACCCCCUAUGGCUUCUCCCCCGAAACCAGACGGUAUGGCUCCAGGCCCAUCAGGUCCAACACCAGCUCCUGCUCCAGGACCAGACGCACCGGAAGCUGACUCAGCAUUGACUAACAAAGCUUUCCUUGUGAGCACGGUCAUUGCAGGAGCCUUGUACGCCGUCGUAUUGGCUUAGAAACUGAGCUGCCUUGGGCACUACUCUAUCUCUAUCUCCCUCUCCUUUUGGUUUUUCUUAUUAUGAUUUUGUUUGAGAGAUCUCCUUGUCUGUGUUUUCAUUAAUUCAUACAUUUUCUCUUCGUAUUAUCUUCCUCUUUGUUGUUGUUUUCUUCCUUUGGAGUCUUCGUGAAAUUUGUAUUACUCUGAUUGGGCCAUGGGAUUAAACUGAGGGGCAAAGCUUCUGAUUGUAAUUUUCUUCAUUAACUUUUUAUUUUUUAAUAAAAUAUCUUGUUUAAUU
Molecule: messenger RNA, 827 nt
Organism: Camelina sativa (false flax)
Lineage: Eukaryota; Viridiplantae; Streptophyta; Magnoliopsida; Brassicales; Brassicaceae
Source: RefSeq, a predicted model, not a curated record